CUGGCAGUGCUCCGUGCCUUUUUCUUCUACGUAGUCACAUUCGCUGUGGCCACGCCCAUCCUGCUCAUUCUGCUCCUGCAGCUCCCAUUUGUCCUCCUCUUUGACAAGCACAGGAGGAGGGCGCAGCACGUCUGGAACACGGUCUGGGCCCGCCUCAGCGCAUGGCCAUUCUACCGCGUGGAGAUGACAGGGCUGGAGCACCUUCCGCCCUCCGACUGCGCGGCCGUGUAUGUCGCCAAUCACCAGAGCUUCCUGGACAUCACCACCCUUUUCCACAUUCGUCGCGACUUCAAGUUCAUCUCCAAAACCUCCAAUUUCCUCAUCCCCAUCAUCGGGUGGACCAUGUAUCUGACAGGCCAUGUCAAGAUCGAUCGCAUGGACAGCCGGUCCCAGAUGCAGUGCCUGAAGGAGUGCGGGGACCUGCUCAGCUCCGGCGCCUCUGUCCUCUUCUUCCCUGAGGGUACGCGGAGCAAGGACGGCAAGCUGCACGCCUUUAAAAAGGGGGCCUUCUCCGUGGCAGCCAAGAGGAAGGUGCCAGUGGUCCCCAUCACGCUCCAGGGAACAGGGGAGCUGAUGCCCGUUGGCGCCGAGGGCAGGCUAUUUUCAGGAACCAUCAAGGUCCGGGUGCACCCGGCCGUCCCGCCCAGCCAGGCGGUCGCCAUGAUGGCAGCGGCCCAGGCCGCCGUGGCGUCGGGCCUCCCCCGGGAUAAGCUGGGGCCUGACGUCCUGCGGGCAGUCCAGAGUUGA
Auxenochlorella protothecoides is the source of this 747-nucleotide messenger RNA. RefSeq names its product 1-acyl-sn-glycerol-3-phosphate acyltransferase 1, chloroplastic. NCBI's taxonomy places the organism in Eukaryota, Viridiplantae, Chlorophyta, Trebouxiophyceae, Chlorellales, Chlorellaceae. Gene Ontology annotation, biological process: phosphatidic acid biosynthetic process. The annotation marks the transcript as partial. Gene Ontology annotation, cellular component: membrane. The record is from RefSeq and is a predicted model, not a curated record. The transcript is spliced from 6 exons. Gene Ontology annotation, molecular function: 1-acylglycerol-3-phosphate O-acyltransferase activity.